GGAAGACUUGCUAUGUCAGCGUGUUAAUCAGCUUGCUUGACAGGUAAAUCAAGUGUUUUCAGAAAUGGAAGAGAUGUCUGAUUCUGUACCCACUAAGAAACCACGUCUGAGUGAAGGAGAUGAGUUAACAUCAGAAGUAGGCCUAAUUGUAUCUAAUGGGGACCAUGCCGAGUCCAAAACAGACAGCCAGAAAACUGUUGACUACAGUAUGGGAUCCGACCUAGACUCCCAACGGCUUGACCAAGGGGACACUGACCAAUCAGUAGUUAGAAAACAGCAAAAUGGUGGUAAAGCCAAUACACAAGGUCAUCAAGAAACUGACCAGAUUGAUCAUCAAGAUGACUUAAAAGCUGAUCAGAUCGGUCAUCUAGAUGAUUUAGAAACUAAUCAGAAGAAACCAGCAAUGACGAAGAUUGAAUCUGUUUUCAAAGAUGCAAAGUUGAUAGCUAGUAUCGUCAGUGAUACAGAUGUUGAAAAGAUAUAUGAAAGUUUGAAAAGCAAACGAAGAAAUCCAAAUAGAGUUGAUGUUGUUAUGAAUAAUAUUCUAGAAAAUGCAGGAAUUUAUCAGAAAACAACAGUCUCAGAACGGGAGGACACAAGUGCUUUAUUAUUGGCAGACUUUGUCAGUGUAAUAGAUAAAGCUAUGGCCAAUAUGGAAGCCUUACCAUUAACAGCUGAAGAAAUACAACACUUGCUGCAGGAGGAAGGGAACAGACCAGAUCGUGUAGAUAGAGUGUUUACUAAAAUUCUACGGCAGGUUUAUAACCCUAAACAUUUAUCUGAGGAGGAUGUAAGGCUGGUUAUGAACCAGAUGCCAGAGGCACAUCCCGACCAGGUGAGAAAGCUGGUGUCAGAUAUCCAAGGUCAAAGUCAGGCAGAUAGGGUGAAGCAAGUGAUAAGUGCUCUUAAAAACAAUACUGUUGCCAGUCUUAAGAAAGACGACUCCAUCCCUCAAGACCCAACUGUCAGCAAUGACCCAUUGUUUAAGGAUAUGCAGAUUGUGAAAAAGGUUGUUCCACAUAAGGACCCUAACGAGAUAUAUGCUUACCUGGAAGCUCACUAUGACAAAAAGAACAGGAUUAAACUGGUGAUCGAGGAGCUUAUGAGCGACGAGAGGGACUCUGAGGAUGCAGAUCAUGACAUGAAGGAGGCUGGGGGCACUGGGAUAAAGAAGCCCUCCAUACCAGGUGUGGGAGAGUUUGAGGAGGAGUUACAAGAACUGAAAGACAUAUUCCCUGAUUGUGAUCCCAACUAUCUGUACAAUGCUCUAGAGGAAAGGAAGGAUGAUGUAGAUCGCGUAAAAAAACUCGCAAUAAGGAUGUUGGAGAAAAAAGACUACCCAAAGCUGAAAGAAGUGCUAGAUAAUGAGAGUAAAUUAAAAAAGAAACAGAAAAUAAUCAAAGCAACAUUUGAUAUGAAGGAAUUUUUGGCAAAGUUUCCAGAUCCUGAAUUGUUUUUCUGUGAUAAGAACAAAGCAAUGUCAAAUAACUACAAGAAACAUGUGACUGUUCAACUUCAAAAUGACUUCCGAAAAUUGUCAGAGGAAUACCUGCAGCAGAUAAUGGAAGCAAGCAACUACUGCUUGACUCUUUGUAAGAGAGUAGUGCUAACGAAUAUAAGUGACCUUGGAGAUUUCAUGUCCGAACUGUUCGUCCCGACACAGAGGCCUUUACUCCCACUCCCAGAGGAACCAGAAGAACUUUUCUUCAACGAGAUGCUCUACUUGCGGAAUGAAAGAGAAAUCAAAAAUCACCUGCAGCAACAAAGGACCCUGAAGGAGAUGAGACGAGAGGAGGCCAGAGCUAAUGGUGAGCUGCUCCCCUGUGAGUGCUGCUUUGAUGAUGAAUGUCUUUUUGAGGACAUGACAUCCUGUCAAGAUGGUCAUCUUUUCUGUAAGGAGUGCGUGAGGCGAUCAUCAGAGGUUGUUAUCGGAGACGGCAAGUGUUCUUUUCCUUGUUUGACUGACAGUUGUGAUUAUCAGUUCCCACUUCCUGUGCUACAGGAAGUCAUGUCCCCGAACAUGUUCUCCAUAUUGUUGAAGAGGAUACAGGAGGCAGAGGUCAAACAGGCAGACAUACCUGACCUUGUCAGCUGUCCAUUCUGUAGCUUUGCCACCAUCAUCUCUAAUCCCGAUGAUAAAGUGUUCAAGUGUCUUAACCCAGAAUGUCUCAAGGAAUCCUGUAGGCUUUGUGGUGAGCCGAGUCAUAUACCCCUGCGGUGUAACGAGGUGGAGAAGCAGGGCGAGACAGACAUGAGAACGUACAUUGAGACCCGUGUUACUGAGGCAAUGCUGAGGAAGUGCCAUAACUGUAACAAAAGAUUCAUCAAGGAGGCGGGUUGUAAUAAAAUGACCUGUACCUGUGGCGCAACCCAGUGUUACUUUUGUCGAGAAGAGAACAUUGACUACGAUCACUUCAAUAAAGGUACUUGCAGUAAUCAAGAAGAAUCUACAGUAAUACAUGUACAGGAAAUGGAGGCUGCAGCCCACGAGGCCAGGAGACAGUACCUAGAGGAUCAUCCCGAGGCCAAGGAUAUGGUCCUCAAGUAUGACCCUGUCACCCAUAUACAGGAUGUUAAAAAACACAAAAACUACAUGUGGGGAGAUGGUGAUAAUUUUAAUGAAUUCAACGGCAGUGAAGAUGGGUACAGAGAGGAUGAAAGUGAGAACAGUGAUUACGAGUGAGAGGGAGGUGGACUUGUUGAUGUAUUUACCCUAGGGUACUCAACAGUACAGUGAUUGCGAGUGAGAGGGGGACUAGUUGAUGUAUUUACCCUAGGGUACUCAACAGUACAGUGAUUAGGAGUGAGAGGGAGGGGGACUUAUUGAUGUAUUUACCCUAGUGUACUCAACAGCACAGUGAUUACGAGCGAGAGAGAGGGGGACUUGUUGAUGUAUUUACCCU
This is a messenger RNA of Mizuhopecten yessoensis (Yesso scallop), 2903 nucleotides long. RefSeq lists its product as uncharacterized. Bases 65 to 2683 code for a protein of 872 amino acids. The record is from RefSeq and is a predicted model, not a curated record. NCBI's taxonomy places the organism in Eukaryota, Metazoa, Mollusca, Bivalvia, Pectinida, Pectinidae. Gene Ontology annotation, molecular function: zinc ion binding. The transcript has 7 exons.